UCGCGCGCACGAACAAUAUAUAUCCAGGAAAGAGAGAGGAGCUUUUCAUUGGUCCGUGCUAUGUCGCCGUAGUCAGCAGCCAUGGACGCUGCUUCGUCCGCCGUAGCCGUCGCCGUCUCCGCCUCGUUCCCGCUCAGACGGCCUCACAACAAGGCUCUCUUUCUUCCCCCACACACCCUUUCCCCCACUUCGUUCAACUUCAAUCUCGCUCUCUCUCCUCGCCGCCAUUUGCCUUCUUCCUCCACCUCUUCGACUGCAGCUUCCUCCUCCUCGUCCUCUCGUCCUCUCCCUUCUCUCUCUUCCGAUUGCGUUUUACGGGAGCUCGGCCACUGGCUGGUCUCCACCGACGUUCCUCCGCCAGGGCUGGAUUCGAAGCCCAAGGUCAUCAAUUUCUACGUCGGCAUGCUCCAGAGAGUUCGCGGCAGUGAGAGAGAUGCUCAGAUGUGCAUAUACGACGCUUCCUGUGAAAUCCCCUUCGGAUUUCGUUGCCAGGUCGAUGAAGAUACGGCUCGCCAGCUCGCCCGCAUACCUGGAGUCUUAGCAGUUAGGCCUGACCCGGAUCAUAUACCAUUGAAAAAGGAUUACUCAGACAGGCAACCCAAUUACUUAUCUGACCCGAACAUCGGAAGCCCGUGGCUGUUUCCGCUGGGGACUACUAAACACUGGCUUGUUCAGAUGGACAAACCGGGAGUCGGAGUGGUUACUAAGGCGCAGAUGGUCGAUUAUUAUGCUCAAAUAUUAGCCAAGGUUCUUGGGAAUGAGAAGGAUGCGCAGAUGUGUAUAUAUCACGUCUCCUGGCUAUCCAACUAUGGUUUCUGUUGUGAAAUAGAUGAAGAAUGCGCGAGAGAGCUAGCUGAUAUCCCUGGCAUUUUAUCCGUUCAACCAGAUGAGAAUUAUGAAUCUGAGAUAAAGGAUUAUGGAGGUAGCAAUUUGCAGAAUGCUACGGGUUCAGCAGCGUCCUCUGGAGCAGAUCAUACAUCCCCCAUAAGAACAAAGAAACUUUUUGUAACUGGCCUUUCAUUUUACACAUCCGAGAAAACAUUACGUGCUGCAUUUGAAGGCUUUGGGGAACUUGUUCAAGUGAAAAUCAUAAUGGACAAGAUAUCAAAAAGGUCGAAAGGAUAUGCCUUUGUUGAGUAUACUACAGAGGAAGCUGCUAGUGCAGCACUGAAAGAGAUGAAUGGCAAGAUCAUCAAUGGUUGGAUGAUAGUCGUCGAUGUUGCAAAGAGUAACCCACCCCGCCACAGUAAAAGCCACACUAGAUAAGGUACUUGAGUUCCAUUGAACUCAUUCAUAACAGUUUUGCUCCAUCCGGCUUGUCGAUUCAUUCACAUUCUUGUUGCAUCAUGCCUGCAUAGUGCAGAUACUUAUGAAGAUCGUGAGCGGCAAUUGGGUUGUAUUCUGAUCUUGUGCUAGACAUCUGAGUCAUGACAUUCUUGGCCUGGACUGCGUGUGUUUCACUUACACAAUUUCCUUAUUUCUCAUCAGAUCCCAUUCAUGCUGCAGAUUUUAUGAA
Messenger RNA from Rhodamnia argentea, 1516 nucleotides. Its product is annotated as organelle RRM domain-containing protein 1, chloroplastic. Gene Ontology annotation, cellular component: mitochondrion. The record is from RefSeq and is a predicted model, not a curated record. The transcript has 9 exons. NCBI's taxonomy places the organism in Eukaryota, Viridiplantae, Streptophyta, Magnoliopsida, Myrtales, Myrtaceae. Gene Ontology annotation, molecular function: RNA binding. The coding region runs from base 82 to 1266 and encodes 394 amino acids. Gene Ontology annotation, biological process: mitochondrial mRNA modification; cytidine to uridine editing.